CGUAUUCGCUAUGGAGGCCUCUGCAAGACUGUUGAAUCCUUCCAAUUUCAACCGCCAACUUUCUCGUUCCGUUAUCAUCAGAAAAUCUCUGAAAUUCCCGCUAAAACAUUCUUUGUCGCUUUCAAACCGCUCACAAAACCCUAACAUAUUUCUCUCUUCAAUCCCAUUCGUUUCGGGCCGUUGUCACAAUGUCGUCGUCAGGAAUCGUCUUCAUGCCAUUUGCUUUCAGUCUAAAUCAUUCUUCGUUUCUCAAUCUUCGAUCCCCUUCUGUAAUUCGAAUUCAUUAGGGUUUCUUCUUUCAUUGUCUGCAUCUCAGAUCUUUAACUCUCGGGUUUCGGACAAGCGUUUUGAUCGUAUCGUCUCUGAUCCGAAGGAGAAGAUCUUCGAGUGGAGUCGAGCUCCAGUAUGUGUUAAUGGCGGAGAUUUAGGGGCUAUAGGAAAAGGAGAACCUGUUUUGACUGUGGUUUUGUUAGGUUGGCUUGGAGCUAAGCGGAAGCACUUGAAGAGGUACGUGGAGUUGUACACGUCGAGGGGGAUUCACGCAGUGACGUUCGUUGUGCCGGUGAAGGAUGUGCUGCACUUUGAUUUGGGAAGGAGAGUCGAGAAACGGAUAUCGGCGUUGACUGAGGAGCUCGUUUCGUGGGCGUCUGAGCGGGAAGAAGAUGGACGCGAGCGGUGCUUGCUCUUCCAUACUUUCAGUAAUACUGGGUGGCUAGCCUAUGGUGCCAUAAUCAACAACUUGCAAUGCAGAGCUGACACUCUUCAGAGGAUCAAAGGAUGCAUCAUUGAUUCUGGAGGGGACCCAGAAAUAAACCCUCAGGUCUGGGCAGCAGGAUUUUCAGCUGCAAUUCUGAAGAAACGCAGCUCUUCAACAUACUAUUCGGAGGAAGCUGUAGAAGGAAAUGGAUCAGAGAAUGAUAAGAUCACAUCAAAGAUGCAAGCAGAGACACCACUGAUUGAGGCUGCACUUCUGACCAUCUUGAACAAGUUCUUCUCUGUUAUCCUCAAGAUUCCUGAUGUGAAUCAGAGGUUAAACAGGAUCAUCAAUGUCCUUUUGAACAACCAGCCUUCUUGUCCUCAGCUAUAUCUGUAUAGCACAGCUGACAAAGUCAUUCCAUUUGAGUCAGUAGAGUUAUUUAUUGAAUACCAGAAAGGGAUGGGGAGAAACAUAUUGGCAUAUAACUUUCACACAUCACCGCAUGUAGACCAUUAUAGGACUUUCCCUCACAUAUAUGCCGAAGAGCUUCAAAAAUUCUUGAAGGAAUGUAUCAACAAUGCGAGCCAGACAUCAAAGCUCAUGCCAUCAUCUGAACCUGUUUGAUGAACUGCCAGGUGAUCCCUUUAACUGCUAGAGGGCCGAUUGGUACCAGAAAGUCUUUGAAGGACGAACUGCUGGCAUUGCUACAAGGUCUCAAGCUAGCUAAACAGUUGGGAUUCACACCCUUUGGACUUUCAAACAUGUGAUUGGGGAAGUGGAAAGAUUGUAAUGGAUGUAAAGGCUGAAGUCAAGUGGGUCAGGAGUGCAAAUGGGCUAGCUGAUUCCCUUGCCAAACAAGGGGCUUUGGGGCAGUAACUAUUCUGGGUGGCUAUGUAACUUAGAACUGAAAAUUGUAUUAAUUUGGGGUUAAAAGUUGGGAAUGACACUCCCAUCACCAAAUUGUACUAAUUUUCUGUGGUUUAACCUUAAUAAUAAAUAAAAUAUAUUUCUUGCUUAUCCAAAAA
Messenger RNA from Nelumbo nucifera (sacred lotus), 1722 nucleotides. RefSeq names its product alpha/beta-Hydrolases superfamily protein. The record is from RefSeq and is a predicted model, not a curated record. Lineage: Eukaryota; Viridiplantae; Streptophyta; Magnoliopsida; Proteales; Nelumbonaceae.